Chelonia mydas (Green sea turtle) is the source of this 4837-nucleotide messenger RNA. RefSeq names its product importin 4 (gene IPO4). Gene Ontology annotation, molecular function: nuclear import signal receptor activity; small GTPase binding. NCBI's taxonomy places the organism in Eukaryota, Metazoa, Chordata, Testudines, Cheloniidae. Gene Ontology annotation, biological process: protein import into nucleus. The record is from RefSeq and is a predicted model, not a curated record. Gene Ontology annotation, cellular component: cytoplasm; nucleus. The transcript is spliced from 30 exons. The coding region runs from base 96 to 3551 and encodes 1151 amino acids.
GCCCCCCCCGGCCUGAGACCCCCCAUUGCAGGACCCCUCUCCCCCGCUGCCCCCCUCCCCGGCCUGAGCCCCCUUUGCAGGACCCCUCUCCCCCCAUGGAGCCCGGCGGGCUGGGCCGGGUCCUGUCCGACCUGCUGCAGCCGGACAACGCCUUGAUCCAGCAGGCCACGGCCCAGCUGCGUGAGGCCUUCAGACACCCCGAGGUGCUGCCCCAGCUCUGCCAGCUGCUGGCAGGGGCCCCGGACCCCCAGAUCCGGCAGCUGGCAGCUGUGCUCCUGCGCCGGCGUCUCACCAAGCACUGGCGGAAGCUGAACCCUGAGGAGCAGGACAGGCUGAAGAGCUUGGUGCUGGGAGCCCUGCAGCAGGAAGCAGAGCACCAGGUCUCGGUGGCCCUGGCCCAGCUGGCUGCGCUGCUCCUGCGGCACCAGGGGCUGGAGCGCUGGCCCCAGCUACUGCAGCUCAUCCAGCAGGGGGUGCGCGGCCCUGACCCACACCUCCGCCAGAUCUCGCUGCUGGUGCUGAGCUCGGCGCUGGAGUCGGACCCCGAGGCCUUCGCCCCCCACUACUCUGCCCUACUGCGUCUCUUCCACAGUGCCCUGGGCCAGCGCGGCCAGCCGGGGGCGCUCUACUACUGCCUGCGGGGGCUGGCAGCCAUGGCCGCUGGGCUGGGCGCCGACCACCUGAAUCUCAUGCGCUCCCUGGUCCCGAAGAUUAUCUCAGCCGUCAGGCAGCUGAUUUCCAUUAACGAGGUGCAUGCCAGCGAGGCCAUGGAAGUCUUUGAUGAGCUGAUGGAGAGCGAGGUCUCCGUCAUCGUCCAGCACCUCUCCGAUGUUGUCGGCUUCUGCCUGGAGGUGGCGUCGAACCGAGCGCUGGGGGAUGCGCUGCGGGUGAAGGCACUUUCCACCCUCAGCUUCCUCAUCAAACUGCGGGGCAAGGCUAUGCUGAAGCAGCGGCUGCUGCCUCCCGUGCUGGACGCCCUGUUCCCCAUCCUGAGCGCGGAGCCUCCCCUGGGGCAGCUGGAUGCCGAGGACCGGGAGAGUGAGGACGAGGGGGAUGAGGCCCAGACCCCCAAACACAUGGCUGCCCAGGUGAUCGACAUGCUGGCCCUGCACCUGCCCCCUGAAAAACUCUUCCCCCAGCUUAUGCCGCACCUGGAGCCGGCCCUGCAGAGCCCCCGGCCCUACGAGCGCAAGGCCGGGCUCAUGGUGGUGGCGGUGCUGGCCGAGGGCUGCGGGGAUCACAUCCGCACCAGGCACCUACAGUCCCUCCUGGGGGUGAUUUGCCGGGCGCUGGCAGACGAGAGCCUAGUGGUGCGGAGUGCAGCCCUCUUCGCCCUGGGGCAGUUCUCGGAGAACCUGCAGCCCGACAUCGCGGCCUAUGCGGGGGAGGUGCUGCCGCUGCUGCUGUCCUACCUGCGGGGGGUGGAGCCGGUGCGGGGGGGCCAUCUGGCCAAGGCCUACUACGCCCUGGAGAACUUCGUGGAGAGCCUCGGGGCCGGGAUCGAGCCAUUCCUGCCGGUGCUGAUGGAGCAGACGCUGGGGACCCUGCGCUCCCCGGGGGGGCCCCGCCCCAAGGAGCUGGCCAUCAGCGCGCUGGGGGCCAUCGCCUCAGCCGCCCAGCGCGCCAUGGGGCCGUAUCUGCCCCAUGUCCUGGAGCAGCUUCGCCUGUUCUUGCCCCCCGCCGCCCCCCAGGAGCAACGCCCCCUGCAGUGCCAGGCCGUGGAGACGCUGGGGGUGCUGGUGCGGGCGCUGGGGCGCGAGGCUGUGGGACCCCUGGCAGAGGAGAGCUGCCAGCUGGGGCUGGGCCUGGCCGAGGGGCAGGACGACCCCGACCUACGGCGUUGCACGUACAGUCUCUUCGCCGCGCUCUCCUGUGCCAUGGGGGACGACCUGGCCCCCCACCUGCCCCGGAUCACCACCCUGCUUCUCUACUCCCUCAAAUCCACCGAGGGCCUCGUGCCCCCCGCCGGGGACACCAGCUCCUUCCUGCUGUUUGAGGACGAGGAGGCCGAGGUGGAGGGGGAGGAAGAUCUGGACGGGGAGGACGACGAGGAGGAGGAGGAAGAGCUGUUCGGACUGAGCGUGGAAAGCGCCUACGUGGACGAGAAGGAGGACGCUUGCUCCGCCCUGGGGGAGAUCGCAGCGAACGCCAGCGUCGCCUUCCUGCCCCACCUGGAGAGCUGCGUCCCGGAGGUCUUCCAGCUGCUGGAGUUCCCUCAUCUGGGGGUCCGGAAAGCCGCCUACGAAGCCCUGAGCCAGUUCUGCAUUGCUCUGCGUCGGGUCUGCGAGCAGGACCCCUCUGAGCCCCAUGCUGCCGGGUUGCAGCGGCUGCUGGGCCUGGCGCUGCCGGCCAUGGCGCGGGGCGUGCACCGGGAGCGGGAGCGGCUGGUGGCCAUGGCGGUGCUGGAGGCGCUGGGCGCGGUGCUCACCGCCUGCCAGCAGGAGGCGCUGCGGAGCCCAGGGCACCUGGCCGAGCUCUGCGGGGCCCUUCGCGCCGUGCUGGAGAGGAAGACAGCCUGCCAGGACGAUGGCUUGGACGAGGAAGAUGAGGAGGAUGAAGAGCAGGCGGAGUACGAUGCCAUGCUGCUGGAGUACGCGGGGGAGGGGAUCCCCGCUCUGGCCGCGGCCGCAGGGGGCGAUGCCUUCGCACCGUAUUUCGCCGGCUUCCUGCCCCUGCUGCUCAACAAAAUGAAGCCCAGCUGCUCGGUGGCAGAGCGCUCCUUCGCUGUGGGGACGCUGGCGGAGACACUGGGGGGGCUGGGCCGGGCCACGGCCCCCUUCGUGCCCCGGCUCCUGCCCCCCUUCCUGGGGGCUGCCCGGGACCCCGACCCCGAGGUGCGGAGCAAUGGCAUCUUCGCACUGGGAGUGCUGGCCGAGCACGGCGGGGAGGCCCUGCUCCCACACUACCCCAAGAUCCUGGCCCUGCUGGCGGGGGGCAGCACCCAGGAGUCGAGCGCCCGCGUGCGGGACAACGUCUGUGGGGCCGUCGCCCGCAUGGUCCUGAGCCAGCCCCAGGCCCUGCCCCUCAGCCAGGUGUUCCCCGCCCUGCUCCGCUCCCUGCCCCUCACGGAGGAUUUCGAGGAAAAUAAAACCGUUUUCCGCUGCAUCACUUUCCUGUACGAGAACGCCCCCCAGCAGGUGCUGCAGCAGGUGGGGGAGGUGGUGCGGGCCAGCAGCACCGUCCUGGGGACCGACCAUCUCCCGGCAGGGACACGGCCCCUCCUUGAUCAAGUGACUCUUGGCGAGGACAGUCAAGCUCCCUCUGCCUGUUCUCCCACCAUUGGCCAACCGGACCCAACUCCACCUGUUCUUCCCCCCAAAUGGUCAACUCUAGACCCCCCAGAUUGUUCUCAUCACUGGGGGGGCCCUUCGGGGCAUAUGACUGAACUGUGUCUGCCUGUAUCCAGCACUGUCGUGGGGAGGUCUCAGUCUGUGGUCUUGAGUCUGCUUCGCCUGUCUUCUCACUUGCCACCACUGCGAAGGGGGGAUCCGAGUACUGUUUGGUCACCAGUUGCCUGUAACUUUCACCCACUGCCCCCAUGGAGCGGGUAGCUCCCGUCAUUCCCCAGGGCUGCCUCUCGUUUGAUUUCCUCCACCAAUGUAAGAGCAUAUUAGAGACAUGGUAUGAAUGGAUUCUGCCUGUACCUGUCACCAGCGGGAGGAGGACUUCGGUUACGGUGUUUGAUCCUUCUUCCACCUCUGUGCAGCACUGGUGUGGGACGAAACCAAGUCAUGUUGUGAUCUGGCUCUGUCGGUGGUUAGCACCAUCGUUAUGGUGUUGAACUGGAUCCUCCCGUGUAUUUCACCAUGGAUUUGAGAGGUGUCUCACCUGUAAUUGUUGUUGCCCUAAAGGGGAGUAUUAGUCUCAUUGUUAUCCAGUUGGCCUGUUGUUUUUGGAUCCCGUUGCUUGCCUGUAUUUAUUCUUCCUCUGCUGAUGGGAGUUGCAUCGCUAACCGGUUCACCUGUAGGUUUUCCACGCAGCACACUCAUAGGAUGACCAUGUUCAGCUGCUUCACUGUUGCCAAGCGGGAGGAUUUUGUCUGGCUGUUCAACCACUUUGCCUGUUCUUUCACCCACCAUGGCUGCAGGGAGUCUGAAUCCUGUAGUUACCCCGGUUCACUUGUUGGACACCCCCCUUACCCCCCGCCAAAACGAGAGGGGAUUUCUUUGCUCAGUUUGCCUGUAGCUUUUCACCAACCAGCGUCUCACAUGGAAGUCUGUCUUCCUGUUACCCGUUUCACCCGUAGCUGUUACUUAUCCUAUGGAAGAGUUGAUUUCCAAGUGUGAACCAGUGUUCCUGUGUCAUCCCCCCCCCCCCCCCCCCCCACACACACACACACUGCAGGGACGAGCCUCAGUUGCAUUGUCCUCUAGGCCACCUGUAUUUCUUCACCCGCUAUCUACAGCAGGGUUUCAGUCUUGGCAUUAAUGUGUUGGACUGUGUCUUCCAAUGGCAUGGGGAGAAUUGAAUCACAGGGUGAGUGGUUCGAUACAGGCUGUAUCUUCACCUAGCGCUCCGAGGGUGGUUUUGUGUCAGUGGCAGUCUGCUCUGCCUGUGUUUUCACCUUGCGAGAAGCGGUUUCCAUCCUGUUUCUUAAUCAGUUCACCUGUGAUUUUACUUUUCACCCGCCGCCGGGUGUAUUUGUCUGGUUGUUCACUCAGCUGACAUUCUACCCCUGCCAGAUCAGCCAACGCUCUUAGUGCUGGUGGUGUUUUGGGGUGGUUCUAGGUCUGAGCAAUACCCCACCAUUCCUGUAUUUAACACCUCUUUGACAGUUGUGUUGUUGUUUUUGAUGAGAGAAAAUCUAUAUCUUUGGAAUAAAAUAAUGUUUGCCUGA